This is a messenger RNA of Lampris incognitus (smalleye Pacific opah), 1518 nucleotides long. RefSeq names its product BPI fold containing family C, like (gene bpifcl). Gene Ontology annotation, molecular function: lipid binding. The coding region runs from base 9 to 1439 and encodes 476 amino acids. The record is from RefSeq and is a predicted model, not a curated record. Lineage: Eukaryota; Metazoa; Chordata; Actinopteri; Lampriformes; Lampridae. The transcript is spliced from 15 exons.
CCUGCAGAAUGCUGCCAUACUUGGUGAUCGUGUUCAUCCUAACAGCCUGUACUUGUGGGGAAAAUCCUGCCAUAAAAAUAAUUUUGACAAACAAAGGACUUCAGUAUGGGAGGCAUGCAGGUGCAGGAUGGGCUCAGCAGAGUUUGAAAGACCUGUCUGUCCCUGAUGUCAGCGGUGGAAUCCACAUCCGCCCAUUUGGAACUGUGGGCUACACACUUACUGACAUGACUGUGACCCAGUGUGAUUUUCCAGAACCAUCCAUUGACUUCUAUCAGACUGUCACAGGAUUCAAGUCUACUCUUCCAGGCCUCAGUGCUGCAGUACAUGGCAACUGGAGGAUCAACUAUGGGAUUAUACGCGAUGCGGGGUCAUUCGACCUGGCUGUAUUUAAUGUGGAAGUGACCUCUGUAAUUGAACUGGGGAGGGAUGCCAGUGGGCACCUCUCUGUGUCCAGUGUCAGCUGCCAAGCUACCGUUGGAAAUGUGAAGCUUAACCUCCAUGGUGGAGGCAGUUGGAUCGUCCAGCCUUUUGUUGACAAAUUCUAUGGACACAUCAGAGGUAAAAUAGAGGGAAACAUCUGCCCUGCGGUGGAACAGCAUAUUCUAGUGUUGGAGCGCCGCUUACAGGCCAUUAAUGUAUCUUUCCAGGUGAAUGAAGCCUUGGCUGUGGACAUCCCUCUCACAGACUUACCUUUCAUAGAUGAUUUGAGCUUGAGACUGGACCUCAUGGGGAAGUUCUACAGUGUCAAAGGUCAUGAGGAACCCCCGUUUGAGGCCCAGCCCUUCACACUGCCUGAGCAGCCGGACUACAUGUUGUCAAUGGGCCUGUCCGAAUUCACAGCCAACUCUGCUUCCUAUGGAUACUUUUCAGCGGGACAACUUCAGAUCCUCAUCAAUGACAGCAUGAUUCCUCGCACCUCGUCUUUCCACCUUAACACCAGCUCAUUCGGUCCAUUUAUCCCUCAGCUUCCCAAGCUGUUUCCAGGACUGCUGAUGGAAAUACAGGUAUAUGCCAAGGAGGCUCCGUCCUUCUGCUUCCAGCCAGGUGUUGUUAACCUGGACUUCCCUGCUGUUGUCAAGGCCUUUGCCAUCCAGCCUAAUGCCACGCUGACCCCAUUGUUUAAACUCGGUCUCGACUCUAAAUUCAGUGGUAAAGUGUGGAUCGACAGUGGAAGAAUCAAAGGCUACGUGGCAAUGGACAAUUUGACAUCAACAUUGGAGGAAAGUGAAAUAGGAACCUUUAAGACAGCUGCUCUGGAGGGUGUCAUUGGACUGGGAAUAAAGUAUGGUGUCCUGUCCAAAGUGAACAAAAAUCUCACCGAAGGCUUUGCGUUACCCAGCAUGCAACACGCACAGUUGGUCAACCCUGUGUUGAAUGUGCAGCAGGGAUUUUUAGCCAUCCUCUCCGAUGCUGAGGUGAGGAACCCUGAGAGGUCCUAACUGACAUCACAUACUGGACCACUCAGCCUGGACACAUCAAACCAACACGGAUUCUGUUACAUCCCAGUUCAGAUCCCAG